AUGAUAGCCUCAUUAAGUUUAGUCGUAUUAAAUUUAGCUAUACCAAUUCUAAUGAUAUUUACUUCAUUUCGUAAUAUUGUAAAUUUUUAUUUAUCAAGUACAGCUUUAUCAAGUUCAUUAAUUAAUUGUUUAUAUCUAUUUUAUCUUAUUCAAACAUUUCGUUCAAAAAUUCUUUCAGAAAUGAAUUGUCGAGCAAUAUAUUAUUUGCAAACUUCGUGUAUUGUUAUACUCGCUUAUACGAUAGUUGCAAUUCAUGCAAAUUUUAUUCUAUGUUUAUUUCCAUCAUCAUCCGAUCAAAAUGAUUCAAAUCGGACAUGUUUUAAAUCAUGUGGUCGUUGUUUACGACGAUUUUUUCGUCGAUUUACUUUGUGUUGUGUUCUAUGUGUAUGGUCAUUUUCAUUUACAACUACAAUACCAUUACUUUAUUCAAUUGAUUCAAAUGAAAAAUCACCUAAACCUGUUUAUUGUCCUGGUACAACACAAAUAAGUUAUCUUGAAGAAUUAUUUAAUCGUAAUCGUUUUAUACAAACUAUUUUAUUUAAUUUAAUACCUUUAUUAAUGAAUAUAUUUUUAUCAUUAAUUGCUUUAUUAAAAUUAUUAUAUGAUUGUCUUGUUUAUUUAUAUUCACGUUUAAAAAUGUCAAAUUGUUCAUCAUGUCUUAAAAAACCUUCUUCAUAUCAACAACAACAGCAAGCAAUGUCUAAAUCAAUGCCAUUGUUAUCGUCACUUGAUGCUAUGGAUUGUAAUAAUAUACAAUGUGAUAUUAAUUCAGUACAAAUUAUAGAAACAACAGCACCAACUAAUGAAUUAAUUGUAUCAUCAUCAAAUUUAACAAUACAAUCCUGUGGAUAUUGGUUAUCAAAAUCAUUUCUUCGAUUUUUACUUGUAUUAUCAUCAUGUUUACUAGCAUGUAUUUAUCCAAUUGUUAUGCGGUUUUAUCUUAUCUAUUUUUCUGUUCUUGUCCCAUUGAUAUUCGCUGUACUGAAUUAUUCUUUGGGACAAUUAACAUCAACACAGCAACAAACAAUUGCUGAAAACCAUACCACAUCUAUAACAAUUCCAUCAGCAACAUCUCAUACUGAUACACAAAAUUCUGUGAAUAUGAAUAUUACUGAAGCACUGCAAACAACAACAUAUAUAAAACGACAAAUAGAUAAUUCUUCAAAUGAACAAUUUGAAUUACAAUCACCAUUAAUAGCAAAUUUAUUAAAUGAACGAGAUGAAUCAUUUAUAACAUUAUCAAAUUCAUCACCAACAUCAACAACAUUGUCUACUGAUCAUCGAUCAAUAAUAGGAGAGAAACAAAAAUAUUUUUCCAAUCGUUUAUAUGAAAAUACUAGAAAUAUGUUUCUAAGAGAAAAUAAUUAA
This is a messenger RNA of Rotaria sp. Silwood2, 1368 nucleotides long. NCBI's taxonomy places the organism in Eukaryota, Metazoa, Rotifera, Eurotatoria, Philodinida, Philodinidae. The record is from the annotation of a GenBank genome assembly.